Molecule: messenger RNA, 3132 nt
Organism: Tribolium madens (black flour beetle)
Lineage: Eukaryota; Metazoa; Arthropoda; Insecta; Coleoptera; Tenebrionidae
Product: b(0,+)-type amino acid transporter 1-like
Exons: 13
Coding region: 566-3061 (831 amino acids)
Biological process (GO): amino acid transmembrane transport
Cellular component (GO): membrane
Molecular function (GO): L-amino acid transmembrane transporter activity
Source: RefSeq, a predicted model, not a curated record
CCGCGUUUGGACCUUAACUUUGUUAGAAUUUUAUUUUAUUCAAAUUUUUGACUAAAAAUGAUGUGAUUGUGAAUAAAAUAGCAUGCAAACCUCGGUGGUAAUGGCAUUACCCCUUGUGCUUUAUCCAAUCUCGAGGUUUCGCCUCUCGAUCGUAUACAUAAGCAUUCCGGGUAAUGCCAUAUUUACCACCUCGUUUGUAAUGUACUAUUUAUGUUUUCAAUUACGUAACAGUAAGUAUUUAAAUACCAAAAACUGUUAGUGAGACCGCUUCUAUGGAAAACUCUGUAUAAUGUCGACAAAAUUUUAAUUUAAUAUUUUAGUUACCGGCUUUCACGUCCACUUGAUUAUAAUUGUUAUCAGUGCUAUUUGUACAUUUUACACGGCAGUUGGAGGUUUAAAAACAGUGAUAUGGACUGACUUUUUUCAAAUAGGGAUAAUUUUUUUAUCGCUUAUAGCCGUCCUUAUUUUUGGUUUCGCUGCUUCAGAAAAUGUUUGGAACACAAUACUUGUCGGUGGAAGACUUGAUAUUUUUGAGUAAAACAUUUCCUAAGUACAUCUACCUCUAAUGAAAAGAAAAAGUUUCAGCUUGGAUCCUACAAAAAGGGAUACAUUUUGGACAUUUAUUAUUGGAUUUACAAUUCAUUGGACCUAUUACGUCAGUCUUACACAAACUGGUGUCCAAAAAUAUUUAACACUGCCUACACUAAAAGAUUGCAAUAAUGCAGUGAAAAUUUUUGUCGUUGUGAUGGAUUCAAUCACAGUAAUUUGUGUCUUAUUGGGAUUUUUAAUUUAUUCUCAAUAUGCAAACUGUGAUCCUUUACUAAAUGGAAAAAUCCAAAAACACGAACAGCUAGUACCUUACUACAUUAUGGAAAUUGCUGGAAAUUUGCCCGGAGUUGUCAGUUUAACUCUAACUGGUUUAUUAUGUGCUUCACUGAGCACAAUUUCGUCAAGUUUAAACUCAAUUUCCGGCGUCAUUUAUAAAGAUUUUGUUACAAAAUUUAUAAAAAGUGAAAUUUCUGAAAAAACGGCUGGGUAUAUUUUACGAUUCAUUGUGGUUAUUGGUGGUAUUGUACUUCUUUCGAUUGCCUUCAUUAUAGAGCUCUUAGGUGAUAUUUUUCCUUUAGUCAUGAGUGUGACAGCAGUUGUAGAUGGACCGGUGCUUGGCUUAUUUGCAUCGGGAUUUCUAAUUCCAAAAAUGAAUGCCAAGGGAGCUUUUGGUGGAGCUAUUUUGUCCGGUAUUAUCCAAGCAAUGAUAAUAAUUAUUUCAAAAAUAUAUUUAUUUAAUAAGGCAAUUGUUACAAUUCAUAAACCUUUGUUAAUCGAUGGCUGUGAUAAUCAAACUAUUUGGAGAAAUUCUUCUCUAAUCAGCCUUAAUCAUACUUCACAUGACUUAACAACAGGGAGCAAACCAUUUUUUAUAUUUCGUCUUUCACAUCACUACCAGUGUUUAUUUGGAGCAAUUGUAAUGAUAAUUAUUGGUCUAAUUAUAAGUCACUUCACCAAGAGGAAUAAUUUACCAGUUGACAAAAUGUUAUUCAGUCCUGUUAUUCAUCGAUUUCUAUCUGAAACUUCAACAGCAGAACAAGGCACUGUAGCGAACAUCAAUGGCGAUGCCAAACAAGGCGUCCAACUCAAACGCGAACUGGGCCUUUUUUCCGCCAUAAACCUCAUCCUCGCCGUGAUGAUAGGAUCCGGAAUCUUCGUCUCUCCGGCAUCUGCAUUGGAACAUUCCGGUUCAGUAGGAAUGUGUCUAAUCGUAUGGACACUAUGUGGAAUCAUCUCGCUUCUAGGAGCUCUGGCGUUUGCUGAAUUAGGCACUGUUAUUCCCCGUUCGGGGGCCGAAUAUGCAUACUACAUGGACGCUUUCGGCCCCUUACACAAAUUCUGGGGCCAUCUGCCCUCAUUCAUCUACUCGUGGAUCAUGAUUGUCAUAAUAAAACCGGCAGAAGUCGCGGUUAUUAUCUUAACAUUUUCCGAAUAUUUGUGCCAACCGUUGCUAGAUCUGAUGUGUAUACAGGCCGAGUCGGAAGAGGUGAAAAAGGCGGUCAAAACUGUGGCCUUACUUGCCUUAGGUAUUAUAACAUACAUCAAUGUUUCAAGCGUGAAACUUUACGUCAAAGUCCAGAACAUUUUCGGCGGAUUUAAGGUUUUCGCAUGUUUGAUCGUAAUUUUUGGGGGGAUUUAUGAAAUAAUCAAAGGCAACACUGACAAUCUAAAUAGGGGUUUCCAGGGUACGAAAUACACACCAAAAAGCAUUGCUUUGGCGUUUUAUAGCGGACUUUGGGCUUAUGAUGGAUGGUCUGCCGUCACUGUUAUCACUGAAGAGAUAAAACGACCAGAAGUAAACAUUCCAAGAAGUAUAAUGAUAAGCGUUCCUAUUGUCACUGGUUUGUAUGUCUUCAUGAACAUGGCAUACAUGACAGCUUUAUCAAUUCCUGAGAUGAUAAACUCGCCUGCUGUUGCUGUAACAUUCGGCGAGAGAGUUUUAGGGCCGAUGGCCUUUUUGAUACCUCUGGGGGUGGCUUUGGCGACGUUUGGGUGUGCCCUAAGUAUACAAUUCGGAGUCACUAGGGUUUGUUACGCCGCAGGCCAGGAUGGUUUAAUGAUAAAAAGUCUUUCGUUCGUUCAUUAUGAACGUCUAACCCCGUCAUUUGCUGUUGUUUCUCAGGGAAUUUUAUCGUUACUUUUUAUAGUAGCUGGUGAUAUUGUUGAACUGAUCGAAUUUGUCAGUUUUCUCAUUUGGAUAUUCUACGGUUUGGCUUUUGUGUCGUUGUUGGUCUUGAGGAGGACCAUGAGGGAUGCUCACAGGCCGUACAAAGUACCGACUUGGAUUUGUAUUUUUGUUUUGUUAAUAGCAAUUUAUUUGAGUGUCACACCGAUAGUAACAGAUCCAACUCCCAAAUAUUUGUUUGCUCUAGCGUUUAUUUUGUUGGGCGUUUUGGUUUAUUAUUGGUUUGUUUACAAGAAAAGGACACCAGAAUUGUUUAUGAGAAAAUUUACAAGGUUUAUUCAGAUAUUGUUUGCGGCUGUGCCACCCGAUAAUCCACAUACUACAUAAUGUAUGUAUAAUUAUUUAUCGCUGUUAUGUAAUUUAUAAUUACAGUUGUAAUAAAAUGAAAUAAAAACAGA